AUGCCAGCUCAAUCGCCUAUGCCCGACAUCUCUAUCCCCCAAGCGAGACGCAUCGUGGUAGAUACCACAGGGGCACAGAUCGUCCAGGAAGAAUCGCCAGCAACCAGAGACUCUCGGGGGAUCUACCUGCCACAUUAUACGGAGCCCGUGUCGCAUAUUGCUAUCGACAUCGGUGGAUCGCUCGCCAAAGUCGUCUACUUUACCCGUUCGAAUCAGCCCCUCUCAACCUCUCCGCCCUCAUCCGGCACAACCUCCCCAUUCCUUCCCCCUUCUCAAUUCGUGGCCCAGCCGGCUCCAUUGGUCAAUGGGGAAGGCUCCAGCCACUCCCCAACCGACUCUCCUGCUCUCAAUCCCCAUACACAUGCCCCCUUCGAUCCAUCGCCGCCCGAGCAGCGACGACCCACUCUAAACGGUGCUCUGACGCCUGCUACGCUCGCAGAAAAUGACGGCAAAAUCGCUCUACCGAAAAGCAAGCGCAAGGCUCGCAAAGCACACGAGCGCCACUCCUCCACGGCGCCCCUCCCCGGCGGUCUCUUGAACUUUGCCAGGUUCGAGACCGAAAACAUUGAAGAGCUCAUCACUUUUCUGCAAGAGCUGAUAUCGUCUUCGGCAACUGCCAACAGGGUAUCGCUGGAAAAGAUGAAGCAGAAUGUAAAGGUCAUGGCGACAGGAGGAGGAGCGCACAUGUACCAUGAUGUGCUCACAGAGCAGCUGGGGGUGGAAGUGCAUCGGGAAGAAGAGAUGGAGUGUCUGAUCCGAGGGCUGGGCUUUGUGACUAGAGUUCCGGAAGAAGUGUUCUGGUUCUCCGAGGAACUCGUAUACAAAGUCUCCCACCUCAGCACCAACGCCGACAACGAAGUCGAAACCACCGAAUCCCUCACUAUCCCUCCAUCUGAACUUCCCAGACCAUCACCCACACCACCAGCGUACCAAGUCACUUUCGCGCCCACGCCGGCAGAGGAUGACCCUAUGCCUCACUUCCCGUGUCUGAUGGUGAACAUUGGAAGUGGAGUGAGUAUAGUCAAGGUGGAUGAGGAUGGGAAACAUGAGCGAGUCAGCGGAACGUCCCUGGGUGGAGGCACGCUGUGGGGCCUGCUGAGUCUUUUGACGGACGCAGACAGCUUUGACGGCAAGUCUCAUUCUAUGCUGUUUCCCAAAUGA
Molecule: messenger RNA, 1161 nt
Organism: Cryptococcus wingfieldii CBS 7118
Lineage: Eukaryota; Fungi; Basidiomycota; Tremellomycetes; Tremellales; Cryptococcaceae
Product: pantothenate kinase
Exons: 3
Coding region: 1-1161 (386 amino acids)
Biological process (GO): coenzyme A biosynthetic process
Cellular component (GO): cytosol; nucleus
Molecular function (GO): pantothenate kinase activity; ATP binding
Source: RefSeq, a predicted model, not a curated record